AGCGUUGCCCAUGCGAUGCCGGUGUUUAGUAUUGACCACGUGCACGUUUAGUCAUUUCAUGAUUUGUUUAUACGUAAAUGUAAUGGCUAAACACAAUGAUUUAAGUUUUUGCAACAGGUAGCUCAUUGGAAAGUAUUCAGUAUGAAAACAAUUCAGCUAGCGUAUUCAGCGAUUCGUUAUACAACAAAUGUACCAGUGAUGAUAGCACUCUAUUCUCAACGUCCUGUCUAUUUAUUUCUCGGACGAAGUUUGAACACGGCAUCUACUUUAAUUCAACCUCAUUUAACAGAUAAACAUCGUGGAAUAAUUGAGUCAUGCUGCACCAUCGAAGUUACAACCGAUCGGCUAAGCUAUGCAUCUUUGUGCCUGGAUCCUGAAAAUAAAAAUUCAGUUAUCCUUUCCAGCUGGAACAGCCUUUCACUCAAUUUGCCUUCUGGAAAGGAAUUCAAACCGUAUAUGUGUUCCUCCAUGUUCAAAGCUACCACUCAACGUCUGGUACAUGAUAUUUGCUCAUCUGAAAAAUUGACCAGUAGUCAGUUCGCCUUAGUGUAUGUAUCUUCUAAAUUAUCUUCAGCCUCAUUGGUACGUGCGGGUUUUAUGGGCUACCUUAUCGGAUAUUUGUGCACAGAGUCCAUUAAACAAGAAUUUUUACCCCCAUGCUACCUUCCCGUUUUCACCAUGAAUCAUUCUUAUCGAAAACAUAUUCUCUCAUCGUGGAGAUCUAAGUUUGUGAGCCGUAAUCCAGAAUGUAUAAUUCGUGGUAUUGAAGAUCUGUUUACCACACUACCUAAGCUUUCGUUUACUGACGGCAACUCUAUAGCCACUUAUACGAAUAUUUUUCUCAAUAUAGAUGGCAAUCUAUCAAAUUCCAGUGUACGUAUUCCUAAUGAGAAUCAAAAUAUUACCUACAAUCAACUUAGUCUUGCUAAUGUUCUUGUAGACGGAUAUGGUUUUCUUGUCCAUGGAAUAAUGGUGGUAAAUGAAAAGGCAUAUAAUUGUUCUAAUAUAAUUAAAGACAACAUUCUAUGUAGUAACUAUCUUGGAGCAAGUACUGAUGUUAUUCUCCGGCCUAUCUCACCAUUAUCAACUUCAUUUACUACAAUCCAUAACUUAGACGUUCGUAAUGUCCAUCAAGCUGUAAUCAUGGGUUAUCUUUUAGCAUUUUUAUCAUCCAAUAUUAACAAUACAUCAACAAGUCAAUUAUGCAUAUCAACUAAUUGCCCAGCAAUAGAAACUUUAGUAAAAUGGACUAAUCAAUCAAUUAAUCGUUGGACAACUUAUUUAAGUCAUCAAAUGUUUAAAAAUCAAUCCAAUAUUACGUUCUCUCUUCUUCCUGUGAAAUCUAGUCAUUUAAAAAAUAUAUCAGCCCCAAUAAAAACUAUACAUAAUAAUAAUGAUAAUAAUAAUAAUGAUUCAUCAGAAAUUAUUCAAAUACGUGUAGAAUCUUCACAAUUGUUUUCAAUUUAUAAAUGUUUUAAUUCUAAAAAUCAUGAACAUAUUAAUACUGUACAGUUUUUACUAGCUCGAUGUUUGUUUACAUGCAUGUAUCAUUUGUUAAAGGAUAGGUAUUCGAUGAUGGUUUAA
Molecule: messenger RNA, 1584 nt
Organism: Schistosoma spindalis
Lineage: Eukaryota; Metazoa; Platyhelminthes; Trematoda; Strigeidida; Schistosomatidae
Source: the annotation of a GenBank genome assembly